UGAUCGGGGCGAGCGUUAGGGCGGCCGGAGCCGGCGGGCCGGGAUGGCGUCGGGCCUCGGCUCCCCGUCCCCCUGCUCCGCCGCCAGCGACGAGGACGACAUGGAAGCGCUGCUCAACCACAGCCUCCCCCCGGCCCUCCCAGGGAACGAUGAGGAUCCCGAGGAGGACCUGUCCGAAGCCGAGACUCCCAAACUCAAGAAGAAAAAGAAGCCCAAGAAGCCCCGUGACCCCAAAAUCCCCAAGAGCAAGAGGCAGAAAAAAGAGCUGGGGGACAGCUCGGGGGAGGGGCCCGAGUUCGUAGAGGAGGAGGACGAGGCGGCGCUGCUGCGCUCGGACAGCGAGGGCAGCGACUACACCCCCGGCAAGAAGAAGAAGAAGAAGAUCGGCCCCAAGAAAGAGAAGAAGAGCAAGUCGAAGCGGAAAGAGGAGGAGGAUGACGACGAUGACGACGACGACUCCAAGGAGCCCAAAUCCUCGGGGCAGUUGCUGGAGGACUGGGGCAUGGAGGACAUCGACCACGUGUUCUCCGAAGAGGACUACCACGCCCUCACCAACUACAAGGCCUUCAGCCAGUUUGUCCGGCCCCUGAUCGCCGCCAAGAACCCCAAGAUCGCCGUCUCGAAGAUGAUGAUGGUGCUGGGGGCCAAGUGGCGGGAGUUCAGCACCAACAACCCGUUCAAGGGCAGCUCGGGGGCGUCGGUGGCGGCCGCGGCCGCGGCGGCCGUGGCCGUGGUGGAGAGCAUGGUCACGGUCAGCGAGGUCGCCCCGCCUCCCCCGCCCGUGGAAGUGCCCAUCCGCAAGGCCAAGACCAAGGAAGGCAAAGGCCCUAAUGCCCGGCGGAAGCCCAAGGGCAGCCCCCGGGUGCCCGAUGCCAAGAAGCCCAAACCCAAGAAGGUGGCGCCCCUGAAGAUCAAGCUGGGUGGCUUCGGCUCCAAGCGCAAACGGUCUUCGAGCGAGGACGACGACUUGGAUGUGGAAUCGGACUUUGACGACGCCAGCAUCAACAGCUACUCCGUCUCGGACGGCUCCACCAGCCGAAGCAGUCGUAGCCGCAAGAAGCUCCGCGCCAACAAGAAGAAGAAGAAAGGCGAGGAGGAGGUGACGGCUGUGGAUGGCUACGAGACAGACCACCAGGACUACUGCGAGGUGUGCCAGCAGGGCGGGGAGAUCAUCCUGUGUGAUACCUGCCCCCGCGCCUACCACAUGGUCUGCCUGGAUCCGGAUAUGGAGAAGGCCCCCGAGGGCAAGUGGAGCUGCCCCCACUGUGAAAAGGAGGGGAUCCAGUGGGAGGCCAAGGAAGACAACUCGGAGGGGGAAGAGAUCCUGGAGGAGGUGGGGGGCGACGCGGAGGAGGAGGAUGACCACCACAUGGAGUUCUGCCGCGUGUGCAAGGACGGCGGGGAGCUCCUCUGCUGCGACACCUGUCCCUCGUCCUACCACAUCCACUGCCUCAACCCCCCGCUGCCCGAGAUCCCCAACGGCGAGUGGCUGUGCCCCCGUUGCACGUGCCCCUCACUGAAAGGCAAAGUGCAGAAGAUCCUCAUCUGGAAGUGGGGACAACCACCUUCGCCCACGCCGGUGCCCCGACCCCCAGACGCGGACCCCAACAUGCCCUCUCCGAAGCCCCUGGAGGGGCGGCCCGAGAGGCAGUUCUUCGUCAAGUGGCAGGGCAUGUCUUACUGGCACUGCUCCUGGGUGUCGGAGCUGCAGCUGGAGCUGCACUGCCAGGUGAUGUUCCGGAACUACCAGCGCAAGAACGACAUGGACGAGCCGCCGUCCGGCGACUUCGGGGGCGAGGAGGAGAAGAGCCGCAAGCGCAAGAACAAGGACCCCAAGUUCGCUGAGAUGGAGGAGCGCUUCUACCGCUAUGGCAUCAAGCCCGAGUGGAUGAUGAUCCACCGCAUCCUCAACCACAGUGUGGACAAGAAGGGUCACGUCCACUACCUGAUCAAGUGGCGUGACCUACCCUACGACCAGGCCUCCUGGGAGAGCGAGGACGUGGAAGUGCAGGACUAUGACCUGUUUAAGCAGGGCUACUGGAACCACAGGGAGCUGAUGCGGGGCGAGGAAGGCCGGCCGGGCAAGAAGCUCAAGAAGGUGAAGCUGAGGAAGCUGGAGCGGCCACCCGAGACCCCCACGGUGGAUCCGACGGUCAAGUACGAGCGCCAGCCCGAGUACCUGGAUGCCACGGGCGGGACCCUCCACCCCUACCAGAUGGAAGGACUCAACUGGCUGCGCUUCUCGUGGGCGCAGGGCACCGACACCAUCCUGGCCGACGAGAUGGGCCUGGGCAAGACCGUGCAGACGGCCGUCUUCCUCUACUCACUCUACAAGGAGGGCCACUCGAAGGGCCCCUUCCUGGUGAGCGCGCCGCUGUCCACCAUCAUCAACUGGGAGCGGGAGUUCGAGAUGUGGGCGCCGGACAUGUACGUGGUCACCUACGUGGGGGACAAGGACAGCCGCGCCAUCAUCCGCGAGAACGAGUUCUCCUUCGAGGACAACGCCAUCCGGGGUGGCAAGAAGGCCUCGCGCAUGAAGAAGGAGGCCUCGGUGAAGUUCCACGUGCUGCUGACCUCCUACGAGCUGAUCACCAUCGACAUGGCCAUCCUGGGCUCCAUCGACUGGGCCUGCCUCAUCGUGGACGAGGCCCACCGGCUCAAGAACAAUCAGUCCAAGUUUUUCAGGGUCCUGAACGGCUACUCGCUCCAGCACAAGCUGCUGCUGACCGGGACCCCGCUGCAGAACAACCUGGAAGAGCUCUUCCACCUCCUCAACUUCCUCACCCCCGAGCGGUUCCACAACCUGGAGGGCUUCCUGGAGGAGUUUGCGGACAUUGCCAAGGAGGACCAGAUCAAGAAGCUGCACGACAUGCUGGGCCCCCACAUGCUGCGGCGACUCAAGGCGGACGUGUUCAAGAACAUGCCCUCCAAGACCGAGCUGAUCGUACGCGUCGAGCUCAGUCCCAUGCAGAAGAAAUACUACAAGUACAUCCUGACCCGCAAUUUCGAGGCCCUGAAUGCCCGGGGCGGCGGCAACCAGGUGUCUCUGCUCAACGUGGUCAUGGACCUGAAGAAGUGCUGCAAUCACCCCUACCUCUUCCCCGUGGCUGCCAUGGAGGCGCCCAAGAUGCCCAACGGCAUGUACGACGGCAGCGCCCUGAUCCGGGCAGCUGGGAAGCUGCUGCUGCUGCAGAAGAUGCUCAAGAACCUGAAGGAAGGAGGCCACCGCGUGCUCAUCUUCUCCCAGAUGACCAAGAUGCUGGACCUGCUGGAGGACUUCCUGGAGCACGAGGGCUACAAGUACGAGCGCAUCGACGGCGGCAUCACGGGGAACAUGCGGCAGGAGGCCAUCGACCGCUUCAACGCGCCCGGCGCUCAACAGUUCUGCUUCCUGCUGUCCACCCGGGCCGGGGGCCUGGGCAUCAACCUGGCCACGGCCGACACGGUCAUCAUCUACGACUCGGACUGGAACCCCCACAACGACAUCCAGGCCUUCAGCCGCGCCCACCGCAUCGGGCAGAACAAGAAGGUGAUGAUCUACCGGUUCGUCACGCGGGCGUCUGUGGAGGAGCGCAUCACCCAGGUGGCCAAGAAGAAGAUGAUGUUGACCCACCUGGUGGUACGGCCCGGCCUGGGCUCCAAGACCGGCUCCAUGUCCAAGCAGGAGCUGGACGACAUCCUCAAGUUCGGCACCGAGGAGCUGUUCAAGGAUGAGGCCACGGACGGGGGAGGGGACAGCAAGGAAGGGGAGGACAGCAGCGUCAUCCACUACGACGACAAGGCCAUCGAGAGGCUGCUGGACCGGAACCAGGACGAGACGGAGGACACGGAGCUGCAGGGCAUGAACGAGUAUCUGAGCUCCUUCAAGGUGGCCCAGUAUGUGGUGCGGGAAGAGGAGAUGGGGGAGGAGGAGGAGGUGGAGCGGGAGAUCAUCAAGCAGGAGGAGAGCGUAGACCCCGACUACUGGGAGAAGCUGCUGCGCCACCAUUACGAGCAGCAGCAGGAAGACCUGGCCCGCAACCUGGGCAAGGGCAAGCGCAUCCGCAAGCAGGUCAACUACAACGACGGCUCGCAGGAGGACCGAGGUGGGUGCGCCCUCCGGGCCCCGCGCCGUCGUCCCCAACAUCUCACCCCGGCCUCUCACCCCCGGCUCUCCCCCUCAGAUUGGCAGGACGACCAGUCCGACAACCAGUCCGACUACUCCGUGGCCUCGGAGGAAGGCGACGAGGACUUUGACGAGCGCUCGGAAGCACCCCGCCGGCCCAGCCGGAAGGGUCUGCGGAACGACAAGGACAAACCUCUGCCUCCCCUGCUGGCCCGUGUGGGCGGCAACAUCGAGGUCCUCGGCUUCAACGCCCGCCAGCGCAAGGCCUUCCUCAAUGCCAUCAUGCGCUACGGGAUGCCGCCCCAGGACGCCUUCACUACUCAGUGGCUGGUGCGGGAUCUGCGGGGCAAGUCGGAGAAAGAGUUCAAGGCCUACGUCUCGCUGUUCAUGCGGCACCUGUGUGAGCCGGGAGCGGACGGGGCCGAGACCUUCGCCGACGGCGUUCCCCGCGAGGGCCUGUCCCGCCAGCACGUGCUCACCCGCAUCGGCGUCAUGUCGCUCAUCCGCAAGAAGGUCCAGGAGUUCGAACAUGUGAACGGGCGCUGGAGCAUGCCGGAGCUCGCCGAGGCGGAAGAGAACAAGAAGAUGUCACAGCCCGGCUCACCCUCCCCCAAGACCCCCACGCCCUCCACCCCUGGAGACACGCAGCCCAACACGCCCGCCCCCGUCCUGCCGGCAGAGGAUGGGGUGAAGGUGGAAGAGGGGCCCGGCAGAGAGGAGGACGGGGCCGAAGGAGAGAAAGAGACGAAGCCUACGCCUCCCGAGGGGACUUCAGAGGGCCCGCAGCCCCCUCCCCCUGCCCCCGAGGAGGAGAAGACCCCCGUGGAGCUCCCAGAGGGAGAGGAAAAGAAGGAGGAGCCCAGUGUCAAGGAGAGGCCGGAGGAGCCCAUGGAAACAGAGACCAAAGCUUCUACAGAGGUGGAGAAGGUGGAGGAGAAGCCAGUUGUGGACCUGACCCCCAUCGUGGUGGAGGACAAGGAGGAGGAGAAGAAAGAGGAGGAGGAGGAGAAGAAGGAUGUCUUGAUGCAGAACGGGGAGACGCCCAGGGAACCGGGUGACGAGAAACAGAAGAAAGCGGUCAAGCAGCGCUUCAUGUUCAACAUCGCCGACGGAGGCUUCACCGAGCUCCACUCGCUGUGGCAGAACGAGGAGCGGGCAGCCACCGUCACCAAGAAGACCUACGAGAUCUGGCAUCGGCGGCACGACUAUUGGCUGCUGGCCGGCAUCAUCAACCACGGCUACGCCCGGUGGCAGGACAUCCAGAACGACCCACGCUACGCCAUCCUCAACGAGCCCUUCAAGGGAGAGAUGAACCGGGGCAACUUCCUGGAAAUCAAGAACAAAUUCCUGGCCCGCCGGUUUAAGCUCCUGGAGCAGGCCCUGGUGAUCGAGGAGCAGCUGCGGCGGGCGGCCUACCUCAACAUGUCCGAGGACCCCUCGCAUCCUUCCAUGGCCCUCAACACCCGCUUCGCGGAGGUGGAGUGCCUGGCCGAGAGCCACCAGCACCUGUCCAAGGAGUCCAUGGCCGGCAACAAACCCGCCAAUGCUGUCCUGCACAAAGUUCUCAAACAGCUGGAGGAGCUGCUGAGCGACAUGAAGGCCGACGUGACCCGGCUGCCGGCCACCAUCGCCCGCAUCCCCCCCGUGGCCGUGCGCCUGCAGAUGUCCGAGCGCAACAUCCUCAGCCGCCUGGCCAGCCGGGGCCCCGAGCCGCCCCCUCAGCAGGUAGCCCAGCAGCAGUGAAGAUUCGAAACCGGACACCGCCUGCGCCUCCGAGCAGGGACCCCCGCCCCCUCCCCGCCAUCGCCCAUUUUUGUAAAGGAACAGCCUCCCUCUCCACUGGGAGAGGGGCAGGAGCGAGGGGCAGCCCCCUCCCCUCUCGCCGGAGACACAGGGCAGUAGCGCCGGCGCAAUCUGCAGGGAUCGGGCAGGGCCACGGGGGCCCACACAAAACACACACCAACACACACACACAGAUUUACACGUCUGUUACACAAACUGGCGCAGGCUCCCGCACCUCGGAGAAACGAUCUGAAAUCUGCCUCCCCGCCCCCCCCCCCUUUACUUUGGUUUAUUCGUCCUCCCCCUCCCCGUUUCUUUUCCCUUUUCGGGGCAGGCCGGACCCCCGGGCGAGACACAGCUACCUCCGUCGGCAUCGUUUUAAGUACCAGGAAGCGAGCGGUUCCAGGCACUGGGCAGCCAGAAAGAAAGAGGGGAAAAAACAAAAAAAAGAAAAAUUCCCAAAAAAAAAAAAAAAGGAAAGGAAAAAAAAAUCACCAAAAAAAACCCCACCAUGAACUUGUUGAUAAAAAUGGCAAAUAAAGGUUUCCUUGUAUUUUAGUCCUCUGGUCUUGUGUGGGGCCGGCGGGCGGGGGCGAGGUGAGGCCUGGGGGCGGCGAGGGGACCAUGUGGCCCCCGCCCCCCGCCGGGGUCCUGCCCUGGCCUUGGCUGCCGAGGCGGGCAAGGUUAGGUUCUCCUCUCACCCUGCGGUGGUCCCUAGUCUCGCCCACCCAGCUGGGCCCAUCAAGGCCAACCCCGCCUACCCACCCGCCCUCCUCUUCCUGGCCCACCCCGGCUCCCUCCUGCUCCGCGCAACGGCCUCCCUCGGGCGGCGAAGCGGGGCCGACGUCCUGGAAGAGACCACCUUGAGGGACUCGACCGGUCUGCCGGCCGACGUGGGGGUCUGUGCCUCUUCCUUGUAAUAUACUGUAUUUAUAUGUAAUGUUUAUUUUCUGUUUGAGUCUCGUUUCGCCUCUUAGAUUGGAAGCUCCUUGGGAGCAGGGCCGGUGUGUGUGCUAAAGUGUACCCCCGACACCUCCAGUGCUAUGCACCCUGUGGGCGCUCAAUAAACACGUGUUGAUGA
Molecule: messenger RNA, 6968 nt
Organism: Ornithorhynchus anatinus (platypus)
Lineage: Eukaryota; Metazoa; Chordata; Mammalia; Monotremata; Ornithorhynchidae
Gene: CHD4
Product: chromodomain helicase DNA binding protein 4
Exons: 38
Coding region: 44-5848 (1934 amino acids)
Biological process (GO): chromatin remodeling; negative regulation of transcription by RNA polymerase II
Cellular component (GO): NuRD complex; nucleus; chromatin
Molecular function (GO): chromatin binding; DNA binding; ATP hydrolysis activity
Source: RefSeq, a predicted model, not a curated record